GAAAAAGAGAGAAAAGAAGAGGAGAGAAGUUUUAGUUGAUCCGGCGUCCGCCAUGCCCUGCUGGCAGCAGGCGACCUUCGGCUGCGAAACUACGGCUUCGUUCGACGUAGUUCGGUCGGUUCGGUCCGCGGACCACCGCCCGCCCAUUCCGUCUUUUGCGCAGGCGCAAUGUGUCCACGCAGUCCGCGCUUCGGAUUACGCUGAUAUCAACGUUCGAUAACACGUGCGAUGUUGUUGCUGUUGUUGUUGGUCUGUGAUCCGACCGUAUCGGCUUUGCAGAGAAGUUUUGUGUUCGGCGCUCGCGAUUCCGGCGAUUCCCCGGCCGCCCCCGGCUCUUGAACACCUGUGGCAUGGAUCCUGUUUUUAUGGAGGAAUGAUGGCGGCGGCCGUGCGGGAAUCGUGAGCUGGAAGAAGCAAACAAGAAGAUACAAAAGAGAACACGGUCUUCCUGAGACAAGCAUGGCGCUGUCCUUCCGGAGGCGUGGUCGGGGCAGAGAACAGAAAACCAGCUGGCCCGCCGUCUUGGCGACGUCAUGGCUGCUGUUCUUCGUCUUCGGCUUGUUCCGCUCGUACGGCGUCUUGUACCUGUUCCUCACCAGGAGCCUCCAGUUCAACCGAUGGAACGCUUCUCUGGCGUUCGCGGCUGUGGCGUCGGCAAAUGCUUUCUCCAGUGCGCUGUCCGGCCUUCUGAGUAAACGGGUGUCCGUGGUUACAUCCAACCUGUGCUGCUGUGUGUUGUGCGGAGUUGCUCUCUGCAUUGUCUGCGCCUUGCCGACGACUAUUGGACUCGUCCUCGCCGGUCUGAUGUAUGGUCUGGGACAGGGACUCAUAGAAUGUCGGAGUCAAACAUUCGUCAAGACCGCCUUCAGAAAGCACAGGGUCCUCGCCGUCGGCCUGUCUACGACAGGCAUCACCUUGGCGGGCGUAGUCUUUCCGUGGCUGCUUCAACACCUCUUACGGGAGUACGGCCUGAGGGGCUCUUCGCUGCUGCUGGGAGCCAUCACACUCAACGGCUGCAUCGGUACCCUACUCCAGAAGAUCACAAAGCCUCGGUUCCGUGCCCCGGUGAUCCCCAGCGGUAUCCUCAAGAACGGACACGUCGUCGAGAUGCGGGCUGUCAAAAAGCGCCAAAACGCCGCAGAACCGGAGCGUCGCGGAAACAACGUGGACUUCGAUGACCCCAACCAUCGGCCACAGAGAGGCUCGAUGCCCGAGUGUCUGCAACACCUGGGCGAAAGACCCGACGGUGACUCCGGCUGCGGAGUUCAAGACUACGCUUACCACAAGCUGAGAUCGGUGAGCAACAGCAAUGUCUGCGAUUAUGAAGCAGCGGGUCUUCCGAAUGACGGGACUCUGGGACUCGGCAGAAUGGCCUUGUCCCAGGACACCGUCUACGAGGAUUGCCAGUCCGAUUUCGAUCCCUGCGAACUGGAAGGACUCCCGACCUUUAAGCGUCGGAGACUUCUAACGGAAGGCUCAGAGUCCUACGUGUCCUGCUAUUCCGUCCUGGAACCAUCGCCGUACGACCUCGUGGAAACCAAGGAGACCGGGGAAGUGACUAUCCACAGAAGGUCCGUGUCGUCGGAGAGCAUAGUCAUCGUGCCCGUCCCAAGCAAAACCGAAGGAACCCUCCGCAGCCGAGCCACCAACUUCUUCAAACCUUGCCUCUCGUUGCUGAAACACGGCAUGUUCUACAUCUGUACUCUGAGCUUCUUCCUCUUGUACAGCAUCAACGUCAUUUACGGCAGCACCGCUUUGGACUUCGCGGUUGAUAAGGGAGUGCAUCCGGAUGGGGUUGUGGUGUUUCUCACAUACUUCUCGCUAGCGGACCUCGCUGCGCGGUUGGGGACAUCUUUUCUGACAAACUUUGAAGUGGGGUCAAAGAAGCUGAUGAUGAUGUGGGUCCAGUGCGCUAGCGGAGUGCUUUUCCUGGCCUCGCCGUACCUGAUCGGCUACGGCGCGAUGCUUGCCACCGCGAUCGUGCUGGGGCUGAACUUGGGAUGCAUCGCAGUGCUCCACAUCGUCUUGUUCGAAGACUACAUCGGGCUGCACCAUGUCGCCUUGGCGUUUCGGCUGUACCAUAUUGUAGUCGGCGUGAUGUCUCUUGUUAUGGUUCCGGUGAUAGGUUACUGCCGCGAUACGAUUGGCUCGUACGAUCCGCUCUUCCAAGUGUUGGGACUCCUGUGCCUUCUGAACGUCUUCUUCUGGAUCUUCGCCGAGCCUUUCUUCAAGAAGCAGCGUGCGAGCGCGCGCCGCAGUCGUGACGGCAACCCGAUGUGAGCCGCUUUUGCAUCACCUGAAAACGCACAAGGAACCGGAGGCGGUGGCAGGGACGCUCUCGAUCGGAUCAAGACCAAGACCGUGACCUGUACAGAAAUCAACCGCAGGCAGCAGCACGUCGCCAUCGGCGGGCGGCGGAGGCAGCAGUUGUGAAGUGGCAGCUGGAACUGUUAUCUCGUGACCGAAAAAAAAAAAAGUCAUCCAGGCUACAUUGGCAAAACACAUUCCAACAGUGCCCGCUUACGGCAAAUCCACAAAGGGUGGAAGAGGGCUCGAACAUUUUUGUGUCACAGGGUUCUCGUGUAUACCGUAAAAUCUCGAAUGAACGCCCACCCCCAGAAAAAAAAGGUAACAAAAAAAAUAUAUAUAUAUAUAUAUUAUAUAUAUCUUUUUACCUGCUAUCGUGGCAAGGGGAGUGGUAACACAAAAUGUGAUGCAGCGCCGCCGUUUCUGGCGCCCCAGCAACUCCGGUACCAGAACUUUGAGAACGAGACAUAUCGGAACAGAGAUGGAAGAGUCGCGUCGCUCUGCGGCUUCCUCGUGAACGACCCUAUUCAGAAAGCGCCGCGAAGUGGGCGAAAAAAGCAAAAACUUUUAGCCUUUCCACUUAGGUGAAGGAAGAGUUCAGCGAAGCUGUACUACGGUGGGCCCGCAAGUCGGCAAGCCGGAGUGUAAAGGCUCGAAAGGUUGCGCCAUCUAUGAGCGACGGCGGCAAGCGGACAACCGGCAAACACAACACUCUGAGCAGCUAUACCGCCAUCUAUGAGCGACGGCGGCAACCAGAGUUUUGUGUCGACAUUUCUUUGCGGGGGACACGAUGCGGGGGACACGAUCCUGGGGAAACUAGCCCUUAACAGCUCUGCUGUAGUAAGAGAGCGUAUGGUCGACACAAAAAGUGAAAGCUCGGAGUUCGCUUAGCGCGUGCUGCGACUAGAGCGCGUCGCUGGCGGCGCUGUGUUUGAUCACGUGACAUGAUACGCGGAAUAAACUCGGAACUACUCGAGCAAGACGUUCGGCUGGCGCUACUUGAGCGUUCGGUUGGCACUCGCGGUUUCCGUUUCAGAAGUGUGUAACCGAAAACGGUUAGGAGUUAGAUGUAUAGCUAAUUCAGCGUUAAAAUAUGAGGUGGUUGAUCGUUCGGGAUUUUAGGGUAUUUUUAACCUUACCCAGGAAUAGGAAUGAUCUGACUUUUGGUCACUACCAUCUCAACUCGCCGACUCAAGUACCACAGCCGGGGGACACAGUAUGCAAAGGAGACAGGUGCGCCAAACACUUCAAUGAAUGCACUAUCCCCGUCUGUGGCUAUAUGGAAUCUUCGCUUUCCCGUGACACUACUCAACUUUCCAAUGGUCCGCGACUAUCUCUUUCCAUGGUCCAUCCAUGAUCCCAGCAGCCACCGUGUCCGAGCGGGUCUUUCAUAUUGGUGGAGACUGUACCUCGCAGAAACACGUUCCAAUGUUGCAACUGGAAGCGGACGGAUUGACAGACUUCGAUGGCCGGAAGACGUAAGACUGUGAACGAAGACGCCCCGAAGCCGAAGCCACAGCAAUGCCCUUUCCCGUUCUUACCCGCUCGUAAAUAUCUCGCAACAUUUUUUUUUUACAUUGCGUAUCGUCGGUUUGAAGUGCGGUGUUUUCGCUUUCUGGCGAUGAGUCAGCAAAUCUCUUCUGACGCGCCAUCAGGCCGCACCUUAGCGCCGUGAGCAGUCAAUCAAACUUUGAGCACCCAUUGCCAUUUCACGAUCGCUACUCGGCUGGCGGGUCACGGACUUCCAGCAGACAGGCUUUCGCUUCGAUGGCGCGGCAGGGAAGUAUCCAGUGACAACGUGCAUAAACGACGGUAUUCAGACACACGCACGUCUUCUGUGGGGCGAUGACGUCAGACGUUCAUCCCUCUCAUUGUGCCUUUUUACCUAGUGGGCUGUGCAGCGCGUUCUGAACUCGCGCAAUAGCUCUUUUUCACGAAAUAUGGAGACGCUGUUGCGUCCACAGCCGUGACUGGGCAUUUCUUUCGCGUGGGUGAUAAGAGCUGGAAAAAUCUAUAAAAGCAAGAGCUGCUUUAUUUUUUUUUUUUUUUUAAAUCUUGUUUUGUACUUUAGAGGCUUUGUUACCGCGCGUAGACAAGCACUGACAGGCGCUUGUAAACAAUCGCGGCUCAAGCAUGAUGUAUCCAAACACAAGUUUUAGGCAGAGGCAAAGGGUUUUCAGGUUUAUUUGACGCCGUGCAUUUCCUCCCCUUCAGCGUCUACAUGUACCAACGGUCCGUGCCACGGGGUUCGACUUCGAGAAGUACAAAAGCGCACGUACACACAUCUCGUCGGCAGUCACAAUUCGCACUGGGGUCUCGUGUGUGUGUAAAUAAACGCGGCAGACAGAAUGUC
Molecule: messenger RNA, 4660 nt
Organism: Ixodes scapularis (black-legged tick)
Lineage: Eukaryota; Metazoa; Arthropoda; Arachnida; Ixodida; Ixodidae
Exons: 6
Coding region: 460-2280 (606 amino acids)
Biological process (GO): transmembrane transport
Molecular function (GO): monocarboxylic acid transmembrane transporter activity
Source: RefSeq, a predicted model, not a curated record